UAAACAACAACAAACAGAGGCGGCGGAGGGCGCCGUGGGGGGAGGAGGAGGAGGAGCAAUGGCGAAAUGGAAGUUAAUGCUCAAUGGGAGUCCUCAAACUUGAACCACCUCGACCCAUCUUGUUUGGCGACCCAGUUUGACGCUGCGUAAACCUAACAUGGAUUCCCAGCCCUGAUUCAAAAUUACCGUCCGUCGAGCCGAGGCCCAGAUCACGCCGUUCGCUCCGAAACCGACAGAAAUCGACGACAAUGUCUUUCAAGGAGCUGAAACCCGGGGAGAAGCCGAGGCACCACGAAGAUCAUGGCAAGAAACAGAGUUCAAGUUUGAUCAAUGGGAUGGAGCACAGCCACGCAGGAGGGAGUUCAGCAGAGAGAAAAAGUCACCAUUGGCGAAGUUAUAAGUUGAUUAUUGACCCAGCGUUGAAGAAGGGACAACACAAACUCUACCGCUACGAUGGCCAACAUUUAAGUCUCCCUAAUUCCGGUGUUCCACCGGUUGAUACUGUCAGAGACCCCCGACUUGGACGCAUGUGGACCAAAAGCAAAGAGCUGGAUUUACCUGUUCCAAAAUUUAAGAUCGACGAGCAUUACGUGGGACCCGUACCUCCAAAGCAGGUAACAUUUGCCAAGCUGAACGACAACAUACGAGAGGGGUUUCUUUUGGACAUGUGCAAGAAGUAUGGCGAGGUUGAAGAAGUGGAAAUUCUUUACAACCCUAAGAACAAGAAGCACCUAGGGAUCGCGAAGGUGGUGUUCGCCACAGUGAAGGGAGCCAAGGAUACAGUGCAGCACCUUCACAACACUUCCGUUAUGGGAAACAUCAUCCAUGUCCAACUCGAUACCAAAGGUGAACAUCGGAUGAGAUACUACGAGCUACUGGUCAGUGGUUACUUUACCCCCCAGACUCUUCCUGUCGGUACCGAUGCUUAUUUGGACGCCUCUCCUAUAAUAAAUAGUGAAUUUGGACAGGUUAAUGAUCCACAGAAAUCUCGAACUGGUGAAAAUUACCUAUCCAUGGGACCAUCUGUAACCCCAAAUAGUAGUACCCCAUUUUCCCAUGACACUGCUUAUUCUAGUUGUCGUCAGGAUACACCAAAUUCAUACAGCCAAUAUACGCCACAAUCCUCCCAAGGCACACCACAUACACCAAGGUUGGGAACCCCCUAUUCGCAAGAUUCCAGCUAUUCCAGUCGACAGAGUACACCAGCUUAUUCUUAUUCACAAGAAUCUGGGUACAAAUCCAGAAGACCUGAAUCUAAUUAUCAAGAUUCCUUCAGGAGAGUGGGUCACCAUUAUUCGCACAACACAGGAUCUUACAGAGGUACAGAACUACCAGUUAACACCUACAAGUCAACUCGUUCAGAGGGUGGGUCAUAUUCACAUAACACUGCAGUAAACCAGUCUGGGAUAAACUACCAGUCAGCCUUUUCUCCGUACCAAAAUGUGCAUUCUGCCCAACCACUGUAUUCCCGUCCACUGGAGCAACAACACAGUCAGACAUCUAGGGACCAUGAUUACAGAAGACCUGUGCCACCGUCUGAAACCUUUGGGCAUAAUAAUGCCAGUUUGGAUGUUGCUCCUGUGAAGGAGAAGGCAGAAGAUCCAGUUUCUCUGGAGAGUAACAUCUCAAAUGAUAAAACAGCUGUUUCAUUCAGCAAAUCUCCUGAAAGGGCUGAGACUCCUGAAACUCUCAUGUCUGAAACACCGAGUAGCUCAACACAACCCAACAGUUUAGAUUCUCGUAUUGAAAUGCUUUUGAAGGAGCAGAGGACAAAGCUUCCUUUCUUUGACCAAGAAUCUGAUGUUGACAUUAAAUUGGAGCACAGUCCCAUAUCCUCCUCUUCCUCUCAGCUUUCUCCAUUACCACUUCCUGGGUCAACUACUCACUUGCUUCAGCGAGGUCCUACUCCAUCAUCGCGUCCUUCUAGCACGGGCCUAGAAGAUGUUAGUCCAACUCCUCUACCGGAUUCAGAUGACGACGAUCCUCCUUCUGAAACUGUUCAACAAAAUCAAAGCUCAAGAUCGGCAUCAGAGGCUAGCAUGACACCUGUUGAUCAGUCUAGUCAGAUGAGCAGAUUUUCCACAUCUUCAGAUGGUAGGACUCCUGCAUCUAAAGCAGAGAGCUGUGAGGCAAACAAAGAAGCUGCUGAACCGACACCACCACCUGAUGCACUGGAAGAAAGCCAACAGUCAUCAGGGGAAGACAUGGAGAUAUCAGAUGAUGAAGCAAAUACAAGCCCAAUAACCAGCGCAGAAUGUUCGGAAACUAUUGUGGUCAGCUCUUCUGCUUCUGCAAUACCCAUACCACCACCAGGAUUCCAUCCACUACCCCCACCACCUCAAACUGGAUUUCCAUUGCCACCACCUCUUCCUCCCCCUCCACCACCACCUCCAACUCAUCCGACUGUUGCUGUUCCCCCUCCUCCACUUCCUGCGCGACCAGACCUGUGCCCUCCUGGAGUGCCACCUCCACCCCCUCCGCCACCACCUCCACCCCCACCACCACCACCACCCCCUCCCAUGCUCCCUCACCUUCAUCCAUUCCCUCCCAACAUGUAUCCACUGAUGUCUAUGGACCUAAUGAACUGCAUAGGCAACCAUUGGGGAAGCAUGCAGAUGUCGUUUCAGAUGCAGACUCAGAUGUUGAGCCGUAUGAUGCAAGGUCAAGGGCCAUCUCCUUACCCACCUUUCAUAGCUGGUGGAAUGAACUUGCAGUUUGGAAAUAUGCAGCCAUACCGCCCAUAUCUUAUAAAUUCAAGCCUAGCUCAUGGUCAGCAAUGGACUCCAUUGCCAAAGUUUGAUCCCACUGUCCCACCUCCUGGGUAUGAAGUAAAGAAAGAGGAUCCUCACAAAGCCACCAUUGAUGGAGUCCUUUUGGUGGUAAUGAAGGAACUUAAAAGCAUAAUGAAGCGAGACUUGAAUCGCAAAAUGGUUGAAAUGGUGGCAUUUAGGACGUUUGAUGAAUGGUGGGAGAGGAAAGAACGUAAAGCAAAGGCUUCACAGACGCCAAUAAAGUCUGCAGAUCAGACUAAAGAUGAGGAGAGACCAAAGCCUAAAGAAUCAGCACCAGCUUCAACAUGUCUGUUGGAGCACUGGCCCAAAGGAGAAGGACUUGGUUAUGAAGGCAUGGGACUGGGCAUGGGACUGAGGGGUGCAAUCCGAUUACCGUCCUUUAAGGUAAAGAGGAAAGAGCCACCUGAUGCUGCCUCCUCGGGUGAUCAGAAGAGAAUUAGACCAUCUACUCCACUAGAUGAUGAUGAUGAAGAGUCUGAGCGUGACCGAGACAUGUCAGAUGUAGCCAGUCAUUCUUCUGAAUUAUCUAAGAGAGACUUGGAAUCAGUCACUGAGAGGCGAAAACCAGCAAAACCUUUAAAACUAGACAGUGAAGGAGAGGAGGAAGAGGAAACUUCUGGGAAAGAGGAAGAAGAAUCAUCAUCAGAGAAGGAGGAUGAGGAGGAACAGGAUGAAGAAGAGGUUUCUGAAAAGGCUUCAUCAGAAAAGGAGGAAGAUGUUGAAGAUGAUGAAGCAGAUGUUGAGACCAGUGAAAAAGAGGGCCUGGAUUCUGAAGAAGAUGAAGUGAUCAGUGUUGCUUCAUCCAAAGUAGAAGGGGAAUAUUCAGAAGACAGCGAUGAAUCUUCAGAAUAUGAAUCUAGCUCUGAAGAUGAAGAGGAAGAGGAGGAGGAGGAAGAAGAGAAAGAAAAACUGCCACUAUUACAAGGGACUGAAGUACAGGUGGAAGAAGCAGCCGGAGAAGUGGAAGAGGUAGUCGAUGCCCCAAAUGAUGUUACCUUAGAAACUCCAGCAGAAACUGAAUCAAGAUUAUUACCUGUUUCAUCGCCAGAAGGAGUUCCAGCAGUGGAGCCUGAGACAGACAUUGAAUUGGAACCUGAAAUAUCUGAGUCUCAAAAGGCAAACCUCGCUGAGGAUGUUCGAACGCACAGGCCACCCACGCCAACAGGAGCCUUUGCUGCUCUUUCUGUUAUUAAAGGUAGUGUUCUGAACAAGUCUGAUGACAGUGACUCCGAGAUGCGUAAUAAAAUGAAGUUCACCUCACCAUCAGCAGAUGAGGAUGAUGGUCUUCCACGCACGCCUGGCAGAGAAAUCUCAAUCCAUUCUGACUCUGACACUUCCAUGUCAUCCCUUGUCAAACCAUCUGUCUCCAUACCAGCGAUCCCUCCAACACCUGGAAGACAGGAGGUCCCUGUGGUCAUCAGAUCACCCGUUCCUGAACAUCCAGUUUUAGUGAAAACAGCAUCUGAAGAUGGUCCACCAAGAACUCCUGGGCGUGAUUUUGUGGCCGAUUCUGCAAAAAGUUUAACAACGUCUCUGAGCACUGAGACCGUUCCACCGACACCAGGAAGUGAAGGACCAUUGACAGGAAACAGCUUGAUUCUGAGCUCACCUCACAUUCCUGGUAGUCCUUUUACAUACCCAUCUCAGUCUCCUGGAGUAAACUCUGGAGUUCCUCGCACUCCAGGCAGAGACUUUAAUUUUUCUGCAGCUUUCCCUGAAGCAAAUACUGCUGUAUCUCCAUUAUUGGCAUCCAAAAAGCCUUCAUUGGAUGGAGAAAAAGAAAAUCUAAUUUCUUCUAGUACAUCCCCAUUGCUGGGUGUGAAUAGUUUGCUACCCCCUUCCCUUCCUGUCACUUUCAUUACACCGCCUAAUUUCCCACUGGACCUUGGAUUAUUGUCUGAUUCCUCAUUGAGUUCAUCUAUAAAACCCACAAUUGUGCCAAAUAACAGGGAAAAAUUGGAAGACGAAAACAAACCAGAAACUGAGAUAGCAUUAAUUUUGUCAGAACCAGUACCUUCUUUACCUCUCAGCAGUGUUCCAAACCAAAAGAUUCCACAUCACAAGAUCAGCUAUGCAAAGGAAAAGCCAGUGUCUCAGCCACCAGUCCCUAGUCUUGAUUCCCAAUUGAUAGAGGAAUCAAAGAUUAAAGUUGGUAGUAAGCUACAGUCUCCCCUACAGGCCAGCAUAAUUCAAGCUGAUAAUAAAGAUCUCUAUAAUAAGUGGAGUGAUGAUCAGUUUGGUGUGAAAGACCCAGCAGCUGUUAUGUUAGACUUUAGGGAAGAUGUCUACUUACAAAAGGUUAAACCUUCUGCAGAGGAAAGUGCCAUGAUUAACACUGAUACAUUUUGGGACUGUAGAAGCAAAAAACUAAAAGAAUCUGAUAGGUUGGCUUUGAAAGAACUGCAGAUAAAGGUCAAAAUUGAAGAUGAGGAAGAUGAUGAUGAAGAAUAUGAAGAUGAUGAAGAUGAUAAGCAAGAAAAAGCUAAACUUAGGGAACGAUGGACUCGGAGGCAUAGGAGAAAACAUGAGGAUGCUUGGUAUGAUGAUAUUCUAUCAGCUGAAUCUUCACCACCUAGGUCACUAUUUAAACCCCGUUCAGAAUUUGAGGAGAUGACCAUUUUGUAUGACAUAUGGAAUGAAGGAAUGGAUGAGGAAGAUAUUAAAUUUAUGAAGAUUACCUAUGACCGAAUGCUUCUGCAGGAUAAUUGCAUGGACUGUCUGAAUGACACACUGUGGGUUCACCAUCCUCAUACUUAUAGUUCCACUAUUAAGAAAAAGAAAAAAGAAGACGGAAUAAGGGAGCAUGUCACAGGCUGUGCCCGCAGUGAAGGCUAUUACAAAAUCAGUAACAAGGACAAAGCGAAAUACCUCAACAUCAGUGGCACAUUAGCCGAUGAGCCACCGACUGACACACAAGGAAUGAGUAUUCCAGCACAACCACAUGCUUCCAGUCGAGCAGGCUCAGAAAGGCGGUCAGAGCAGCGCAGACUCCUCUCGUCCUUUAUGGGUGGCUUACCUGCAGAUAGUGAUCUCCUUAAAUUUAAUCAACUGAAGUUCCGUAGGAAGAAGCUGAGAUUUGCCAAGAGUCAUAUCCAUGAAUGGGGGCUUUUUGCCAUGGAACCUAUUGCAGCAGAUGAAAUGGUCAUUGAAUAUGUUGGACAAAACAUCAGACAGGUUAUUGCAGACAUGCGAGAAAAGCGAUAUGAAGAUGAGGGGAUUGGAAGUAGCUACAUGUUCAGGGUAGACCACGAUUCCAUUAUCGAUGCCACAAAGUGUGGCAAUUUUGCCAGAUUUAUCAACCAUAGCUGCAAUCCUAAUUGUUACGCUAAAGUUAUCACGGUGGAGUCACAAAAGAAGAUAGUGAUUUACUCCAAACAGCAAAUAAAUGUGAACGAGGAGAUUACAUAUGACUACAAAUUCCCCAUUGAAGAUGUGAAAAUUCCAUGUCUGUGUGGUGCAGAACACUGUAGAGGAACCCUCAAUUAAAAGGGCCUGGUGUAAGAUGCUCCAUUUGAGAGCAGUAACCUAGAUGUGGUUGCACUUGCCAAACCAACAAUUCGCACUUCUGCUGAACCUAAAGCUAAAACGCACAUAAGUGUUGGGACUGCAUUUAGGAUUCAGGUGCUCUUCCUCUGGAAAGAAAGGUGUUUACCACUUUGUGUCACAGUAAACUAGUCCAGUACUAGUUCUUCCUCCCAGGUUCCAUGCAGUGGAGCAGGGUCCCCACUCUUCUUUCUGCCUAAGUGAAUGCUGCUACCUUUUCUUUUGUGUUCUUUUAUACAAUAAGGAAAAAGAAAAUGCAAAGAAAUGAUCAUUUAAUACUUGAGAAGGUUUAUGGUCAGAAUAUAUUUCUACGCAAGUAAAUAAAGUAGUUGAUGGGAAUUUAUGGCCUCAGCAUUAGCAUCUUGUGUAUCUAGUCUAAGUUUGGUGCUUUUUUAAUGCUUUAUUUCCGUCAUUUUCCUUUUACAUAUUUUUAAUUAUAACAAUGUUUUGCAAAUUGUAGAUAUGCUGGCUUAGCAAAUUUUUAUUUUUGUGCUAAUGCACUAGGGUUUGGCCUAUGGAGGCUUUGUGCACUAUUCGCUUACAGACUUGCACGUGACUAUUGGUAAUCACCUUCUCUGUAUAAAGUUCCAGGGUUUUUUGUGCUCUAGUGGUUAUCCAUAGCCAGGAGAGCUCUCUUCCUGUUGUUUAUAUUGUACAAAAUAAUUUCUACCUACAGGAAAAAAAACAAAAAAACUUUCUAACCUCUGACAGAAUUUUCACAACAAAUUUCAUUUAUAAUUUUUUGUGAAGUUUUCAGGGAUCAUUUCAAACAUGUAAACAUUUAAAAAAGGAUUUUUGAGCUCAAUUUUCAUCGUGUACAUAGCGCACCUGGGUUUCUCCUCUCUGAACAUUGUUUCUUGUAGAAACAUAUCCUUUCAAAUAAAAAGAAUUUUGCUGGUUCCUUUGUACUUCAAAAGCUUGUAAAUAAUUUAUUAAGAAAGUGAAUAUUGUAAUUUGGGUUGUUGAAAUACAACUCUAACUAGAGGAGGCAAAUUUAAAAAAAAUGUUUAACAAUGAGCUGGUAGCAAUUUUUUCAGCUUGUGUCAAGCUUUGUAUCAUGUAAAUUCUGUAUAAAUAUUACCUCUAUCAAUUACUUAGAUUUAUUGGAAGCAUUAAGGAAUACAGUAAAAAUGUUAAAAGGUCAGACUUUUUCAUCUCUGAUACCUACUGUGCAAAUUGUAUUUAUUUGGAGGAAGAAAGGAGUGUACAGAAAUUAGAAAAUAUGGCAUCCCUUGUAUGUGUGUUAGCCAAGCAUAAACUGGAUAUCAAAGUUUUUUUUCCUCCUUAAUAUCCACUGUAAUUUUUUUUUCUCAAAAACACUGUAAGGGACACUCGGUACCUAAUAAAGGGUUAUUAUUUUAAAACUA
Rhincodon typus (whale shark) is the source of this 7702-nucleotide messenger RNA. It is a transcript of the gene setd1ba, whose product is annotated as SET domain containing 1B, histone lysine methyltransferase a. The record is from RefSeq and is a predicted model, not a curated record. NCBI's taxonomy places the organism in Eukaryota, Metazoa, Chordata, Chondrichthyes, Orectolobiformes, Rhincodontidae. Gene Ontology annotation, molecular function: RNA binding; protein binding; histone H3K4 methyltransferase activity. The transcript is spliced from 19 exons. Gene Ontology annotation, cellular component: Set1C/COMPASS complex. Bases 249 to 6278 code for a protein of 2009 amino acids.